Messenger RNA from Morus notabilis, 4056 nucleotides. RefSeq lists its product as uncharacterized. The record is from RefSeq and is a predicted model, not a curated record. Gene Ontology annotation, biological process: protein ubiquitination. Gene Ontology annotation, cellular component: CCR4-NOT complex. Gene Ontology annotation, molecular function: RNA binding; ubiquitin-protein transferase activity. The transcript has 14 exons. Lineage: Eukaryota; Viridiplantae; Streptophyta; Magnoliopsida; Rosales; Moraceae. The coding region runs from base 198 to 3308 and encodes 1036 amino acids.
CCAUCCAAACAACAGCCUUUCUUUCUCUCUCCUUAAAAUCCCCCCUUCCUUCACCUCUCAUUGUGGUUCUCUUUCUCUCUCUAUCUCCCUCUCUCUCAUCGCUCUCUCUCCCCUCUGUGUCUCCGCGUUCUCUUCUCACACAAUCUCAUCCUCCCUAAGAGAUUCGUCGUCGCCUUCUCGAUCCCCCAACUGCAAUCAUGAGUGACGAGGGAGAAAAGACUUGUCCUCUUUGCGCUGAGGAGAUGGAUUUGACGGAUCAGCAAUUGAAGCCCUGCAACUGUGGAUAUGAGAUAUGUGUUUGGUGUUGGCAUCACAUAAUGGACAUGGCUGAGAAGGAUGAGUCGGAGGGCCGUUGCCCUGCAUGCCGUACUCCUUAUGACAAGGAAAAGAUAGUGGGGAUGGCUGGGAAAUGUGAAAGCAGAUUGGUGGCAGAAAUCCACAUGGAGAAAAAGAUGAAAUCACAGAAAGCAAAGACCAAAUCGUCCGAAGGGCGGAAGCAGCUCAGCAGUGUGCGGGUGAUUCAAAGGAACCUUGUAUACAUUGUUGGGUUGCCUCUGAAUCUGGCAGAUGAAGAACUUCUCCAGCGUAGAGAAUAUUUUGGUCAGUAUGGGAAGGUUCUCAAAGUAUCCAUGUCUCGAACGGCUGCUGGUGUUAUUCAGCAAUAUCAAAACAAUACUUGUAGUGUAUAUAUUACUUACUCGAAAGAGGAUGAAGCCAUUCGUUGUAUUCAAAAUGUACAUGGGUUCGUCUUGGAGGGUAGAUCUUUGAGGGCUUGCUUCGGAACCACAAAGUAUUGCCAUGCAUGGCUGAGAAGCGUGCCAUGCACCAAUCCCGAUUGUUUGUAUUUGCAUGAGAUUGGGUCUCAAGAGGAUAGUUUUACAAAAGAUGAAAUAAUUUCAGCUUACACAAGGAGUAGGGUUCAACAAAUUACUGGUGCUGCAAACAAUGUGCAACGCCGUUCAGGGAAUGUUCUACCACCACCUAUUGACGAUUAUUGCAAUAACAGUUCUGCUUCUUCUGGAAAACCUAUAGUAAAAAAUGUGUCAAGUAAUACUGGAAAUAUUGCUAGAGGUUCUCCUCCAAAUGGAAGUUCUGGUAGAUCUAUUGCUCUUCCAGCUGCAGCCUCAUGGGGUAUGCGUGGUUCAACAUGCCAACCACAAGCUGCAAAUUUAACAUGUACAAAUGGAACCUCAAAACAGAAACCUGACACAGCUAGCAAUACAUUGGCAUUUUCGUCAACAGUUGCAGCUGCUACUCAGAGUUACACAUUGCAUGGUGAUGGAGGGAAGAGACAAGCAUUAAUUGAGGAAGGUCACAAUAUCGAUGCUAAAGUUAAACCAGAAACAUUGAGGUCUGUGAAACAGCAUAGUAACUUGGAUUUUCGAAACAGUAUGCCUGAGAAACCUGCUGCACUCGAUGGAGGUUUUUCUGUAAAUUUGAGCAGUCAGAUCUCUUGUCCACCAGUAUUGAAAGACAAUGAUAAAGGUAUUAAUAUGCCACCAAACAUUUCAGAUGACAAUGACCAGGACAGGCAGUCCUCCACUUCUUCUGGUCAUGAAAAUGAACUGCUCAUGAGUUCUGAUGGUCGUAUCCAGAAUUUAUGCUCUGAAAUGUCUUCAAUGAGCACGGAUAGAAAUGUCAUGGAUGAACACUCUGGUAUAACUUCACCUAGUGGUGGAUUUUCUGAUCACUCCUUUAUUAAACCACCUCAGGGUCAAGGGCUGAAACAAUAUUAUACCGAUCAAUCUAGAGAACCUUCUAGAAUAGCUCAGAAAGCUGUAUCAUCAAUUGAUGAAGUUUGCGUUUCAAGAGAUCAGUCUGACUGGAUAUCAGAUUCACGGACACAAGUGGUGCCAAGUACAUCUUCUGAGUUGGAAGAAGACAUAAUAUCUUUUGACAAUCAACGGCUUAAGGAUCCUGAAGUUGUUAGUCUUUCUAAUUAUUUUCCAAAUUCUUCCAAGUCACUCCAUACUUCAUUUCAGCAACAACAUGAGGCUUACUCAGCGGUUAAUUCAAAUGCCGAUCGGCUAUUUGUGGAUAACAAACUUAGGGACAGUUCAAUGACAUCUAACGGGUACCCUAAUAACUUUGGAAAUGGCUUUAUUGGUUCUGAUAGAACGUCAGAGCAUUCCUUUUUGCAUCUAAAUGAGGAUACAGGAAAGCACCUGGGAAGAUUCCUGGGUGAAGCUGCUAGUGCUGAUGCCAAUUCUAUUGUAGAUAAAGGGGAAAGCAGCAUAAUUUCGAAUAUAUUGUCUCUUGAUUUUGAUACUUGGGAUGAAUCAUUAACAUCACCUCAGAAUUUGGCUAAAUUGUUGGGAGACGAUGAAAAGCAGUCUGGAUCUCACAGAAUAUCAAGUUCUUGGAAGGGGCAAACUAACAAUCAGUCCAGGUUCUCAUUUGCAAGACAGGAGGAGUCUGUAAACCAAGCAUUUGGCGUACAGCCAUCUCUUGGUGUAAUUGGUCAUAUGUCUAGUAACCGGCCUUUCAGCCAUGACUUUGCUGAUAGCAGAGACCGAUAUCUUGAUAAGAUUGGGUUUGGUAAUGGUUUCUCAUCCAGUAAUUUUGAAGAGUCUGAGAAUCAUGCUAGCAGCCAUUCAGCUUUCCCUCCAAAUAAGCAUUCUGCAGUUUCAAGGGCUCAAAUAUCUGCUCCUCCUGGGUUUUCAGUGCCUAGCAGGGCACCACCUCCAGGCUUCACAUCUCAUGAAAGACCGGACCAGGCUUUUGACUCCCUAUCUGGGAAUCGUUUGCUUGACACUUCCUCUUUUUUGAGAAAUGCAUAUCAACAACCACAGGUUACAGGAAACAUGGGUAGCUCAACUGAUAUUGAGUUCAUGGAUCCUGCCAUAUUGGCAGUUGGUAAAGGAAGGCUUCAAGGCGGGCUUAACAAUCCAGCUUUAGAAAUGAGAUCAAAUUUCCCAUCACAAUUUAGUCCCUUUGAAAAUGAUGCAAGGCUUCAACUUUUGAUGUCGAGAUCCCUCUCCCCACAACAGAACCUUAGAUUUCCUGACAUUGGAGAUGGUUUUUCUCAUCUUAGUGAUUCUUAUGGAAUAUCUUCAAGGCUUGUUGAGCAAUCACAAGUUAACAAUCUAUCACCAUUUGCCCAAAUGUCCCUCCAACAGUCUAGAAAUGGGCUUGUGUCGAAUGGCCAUUGGGAUGGGUGGAAUGAGGUUCAGGGUGGAAACACUUUGGGCAUGGCAGAGCUCCUUCGAAAUGAGAGAGUAGGAUUUAACAAGUUUUAUGCUGGUUAUGAGGACUCCAAGUUUCGGAUGCCCAGUUCUGAUAUUUACAACAGAACAUUUGGGAUGUAAUUCUUGUGGAAUGGGUGUUUUGACUACUAGUUGGCCAAUGAGUGGCGGAAGCUCAAGGGUGUAUUUGCGUGGUAUUGUGGCCUUGUAUACUCAAUGAUGGGAUUGACUCGUAACUGGUCUCAGUAAGCAGCCGAUGUAGGAUCGAACUCCAAAAAAAAUAUGGGGUUUCCAAUACUGCAGGUGAAGUAAUGUGCUAUAAUCUAUAUCUGACGCAAAUAUUGAAAUGGAGAUUGCAAUAUGUGAUCGGGCUGUUCAUCAUCUGGAAAUCAAGUAUUAGCUCCUUACUAUAGAAGACAAGAAUGCGGUCUUUGCUCUCUCUACUAACUAGAUAAAACCCUUCCCCUUUUCUCCUUUUGAAGUUCUAUAAUACCGCCUUCAAAAGUCACACAUACUGAGGUUAUAUUCAAAUUGAUUUGAACUGAUUUUCUUCUGAUUAUGCUUUGGUGUCUUUAAUAGAACUUUCUCGUAUUGUUAAGUUCUCCAAUAGCUGAUAUACAAACGUUUUGAGUGUUUAGAACGUCCCGACCUAUGUUUGUUGUGCAUGCCAUCUACUUAUAUAGAACUGAAACUGUUUGAUUGUUGGUUGUCUUGGUGCAUGCCAUCACUACCUAGGCUGGCUUAUUGGAUUUGUUUUAUGGGCGCAGUGCAGAUUGUUAUCAUAUGCUAUCUGCGUAAUUAAAACGGAUCUCCUCACUAUUUUUCUAGCAUGAAUAUCAUAAAUCGAUUUGAAGUGUUGACUAUGACUAUA